UUCGGCUCUGUCUGUGCGGCGCACACAAAAAACAGUGCUGCGAGUCGGGAGCAAGCACUCUCGCCUCGCCAGAUCGUACGUAUGUGAGCGGGCGCUGAGAGGCAGGGAAAGCAGAUUUUAUUGAUUCGUGUCUGCGUGUUGUCUGUGAGCGGCGGCGGCAGCAGGGUCGUCAAAAUACAGUCGUCAGCCGGCCGACGAAGCGCUCGCUUUUAUGCCCAGCUCGACGUACCCGAGAGGCAGGCCUGGACAAGACAAGUGCGCGGUCGCGCGCUGAAUUCGCCUCCGGACGGAGCAGAGCAGCGGCCGGACGAGCGAGUGAGAGAUAAAGAAAGCGGGCAUUUUGGCACCAGAGGCACGUCCGCCGAAUCGCGAAGAGCGGUGAGGAAUGACGAGCACAGAGAGGAUUACUGCGCCCCUGGGCAGCCCAACAGAGCCUGUCCAAACGAAUCCCACCAUUCUGCAGUCUGGGACAGGCCUGGCAAGGUCUGCUUGUGGCUAUGCACCCCCGGCCGGGCCUACAGGGCCUGGGCCAGUGGGCCCGCCUGCCGUCGGCCCCCCGGCAGGCUUAAACGCUGCCCUGCCUCCAGCAGCGCCUAAUCCUGCGGCACCAGCUGAUGUACCUAUUUUCAUGUGCCCAAGAAGACCAAACUUGGGCCGUGAGGGCCGACCAAUCUUGCUGAAAGCCAACCACUUCCAAAUAACGAUGCCAAGAGGCUUCGUGCACCACUACGAUGUCAACAUACAGCCUGACAAGUGCCCGCGAAAAGUGAACCGGGAAAUCAUCGAGACGAUGGUGCAGGCAUACUCAAAACUGUUCGGCUCCAUCAAGCCUGUGUUCGACGGGCGCAACAACCUUUACACCAGGGACCCGCUGCCGAUCGGCAACGACCGCGUCGACCUGGAAGUGACCUUGCCAGGAGAGGGAAAGGACCGCGUCUUCAGAGUCACCAUUAAGUGGGUGGCGCAGGUGUCGCUUUCAGCACUGGAGGAGGCCCUCGAAGGGCGCACCAGGCAGAUACCGUUUGAUGCCAUCCUGGCCCUGGACGUCGUCAUGCGUCACUUGCCCUCAAUGACCUACACGCCAGUUGGAAGAAGUUUCUUCUCGUCGCCUGACGGCUAUUAUCACCCACUGGGCGGCGGCCGCGAGGUUUGGUUUGGUUUCCAUCAGUCUGUUCGUCCUUCCCAAUGGAAGAUGAUGCUGAACAUUGACGUGUCUGCGACCGCUUUCUACAAGGCCCAGCCCGUCAUUGAGUUUAUGUGCGAGGUGCUCGACAUCAGAGAUGUGAAUGAGCAGAGGAAGCCAUUGACUGAUUCUCAAAGGGUCAAAUUCACCAAGGAAAUCAAAGGUCUGAAAAUUGAGAUCACGCACUGCGGAGCUAUGAGGCGCAAGUACCGCGUGUGCAAUGUCACAAGGCGGCCAGCACAAAUGCAGUCCUUCCCACUUCAGCUGGAAAACGGACAGACGGUGGAGUGCACUGUGGCCAAGUACUUCCUGGAUAAGUACAAGAUGAAGCUGCGCUACCCACACCUUCCUUGCCUUCAAGUCGGACAGGAACACAAGCACACAUACUUGCCCCUUGAGGUGUGCAACAUCGUGGCCGGCCAGCGUUGCAUCAAGAAGCUGACCGACAUGCAAACCUCAACAAUGAUUAAGGCGACGGCCAGGUCCGCGCCAGACAGGGAGCGAGAGAUCAACAACCUUGUGCGUCGGGCUGACUUCAACAACGACUCUUACGUGCAGGAAUUUGGCCUGGCCAUAUCAAACAACAUGAUGGAAGUGCGCGGCCGUGUGUUGCCUCCACCAAAGCUGCAGUACGGCGGCCGAGCUAGCUCAAUCAGUGGCUUGGUAAACAAAUCAAACAAUUACCAGAAACCGGAACCGACUUGCGUGAAGCAGCAAGCGCUUCCGAACCAGGGUGUAUGGGACAUGCGCGGCAAGCAGUUCUUUUCUGGUGUGGAGAUCCGUGUGUGGGCGAUCGCUUGCUUCGCGCCGCAGCGCACGGUGCGUGAGGACGCACUGCGCAACUUCACGCAGCAGCUGCAAAAGAUAAGCAACGACGCCGGCAUGCCGAUUAUUGGGCAGCCCUGCUUCUGCAAAUACGCCACUGGUCCAGACCAGGUGGAGCCCAUGUUCCGCUACCUAAAGACGACUUUCCCUGGGCUGCAGCUGGUGGUGGUGGUGCUACCAGGCAAGACGCCCGUGUAUGCUGAGGUGAAGCGCGUUGGCGACACGGUGCUUGGCAUGGCAACGCAGUGCGUGCAGGCGAAAAAUGUAAACAAGACAUCGCCACAGACGUUGUCCAACCUGUGCCUCAAGAUAAACGUCAAGCUUGGUGGCAUUAACAGCAUCCUUGUGCCCAGCAUCAGGCCCAAGGUGUUCAACGAGCCAGUCAUCUUUUUAGGUGCUGACGUCACCCACCCACCUGCUGGUGAUAAUAAGAAGCCCAGCAUCGCGGCUGUCGUCGGCUCGAUGGACGCGCAUCCUUCGCGCUAUUCUGCCACUGUCCGUGUUCAGCAGCAUAGACAAGAAAUCAUUCAGGAACUUAGUUCCAUGGUCAGAGAGCUGCUGAUAAUGUUCUACAAGAGCACGGGUGGAUACAAACCAAACCGCAUCAUUCUGUAUCGCGAUGGUGUGUCAGAGGGGCAAUUCCUUCAUGUACUAACGCACGAGCUCACCGCCAUCCGAGAAGCGUGCAUGAAGCUGGAGGGUGACUACAAACCCGGCAUCACGUUCAUUGUUGUCCAAAAGAGACAUCACACAAGGCUAUUUUGCGCAGACAAGAAAGAGCAGUCUGGCAAGUCAGGCAACAUCCCAGCAGGAACGACCGUGGAUGUGGGCAUCACGCACCCGACCGAGUUUGACUUCUACCUUUGCAGUCACCAAGGCAUCCAGGGCACAAGCAGACCGAGUCACUACCACGUGCUGUGGGAUGAUAACCACUUUGAUGCGGACGAGCUGCAGUGCCUGACAUAUCAGCUAUGUCACACCUACGUCCGAUGCACUCGCUCUGUCUCAAUCCCUGCUCCUGCCUAUUACGCGCACCUGGUCGCAUUCCGCGCGCGCUACCAUCUGGUUGAGAAGGAACACGACAGCGGCGAAGGCUCACACCAGUCUGGCUGCAGCGAGGACCGCACCCCUGGCGCCAUGGCCCGCGCCAUCACGGUGCACGCAGAUACAAAGAAGGUCAUGUAUUUCGCCUAAGUAUUACGUUCUCCGCAUCUGGCAGCAUAACCUGCAUCAUUGCCUGGGAUCAUUUUUUUUUAUUCAAUUUGAACAUGAAUUGAGGUUUACUCAACUCGAUUCCAACUUGAGAACAAGAAAUCAUUUUUUUUUAUCUUGCAACUUAUUGAACUUUAAGUUUGGUAGCCAAAUAUCAAGAACUAGAAAUGAAAACUAGGGCAGAAAAUUAUGCUAUUUGACCCUGUAGCAGUCUCAUUUGUAAUCUCUGCCCCCUCCACCUCAUCUUGAGUUGGCAUUUUAAAUUCUGUGACGUUACAUCUUGAAAAUAACGGUUAAAUCUUUAUUUUUGCUUUUCACACUUCAUGCAUAUUUAACGGCAUACCUGAACGAUUUAAAAUUUGUGUGAAUAGAGUAGAAAGAUAAGUGAUAGCAACUCACAAACAAUGGAACAAAUAAACCGCCAAUCCCCAUCCCUUGAACUAUUGCGCAAUAUGAUCAUGUAAUUUUAUUUUGUUUGGACGUUUGCAUUCGUCCCAUUCCACAAGAAGCUUGUCGCUUGUCUCGCUCGGCAACUCCGAGCAAACAUUAUCAUGCACAAAUCCAAACAUGUAGAAGUAUUUUUGUGUUCUUUUUUCACAUAUCUGUAACGUAGAUCGAUUUUUGUGUUCUUAAAGUAUUCUCAACUGUUAUGUUACGGACGGAUGGAUCCACAAACCGCGAGGAAAGGUGAAUUACAAAGAGCCUUAGUUUCACCGGUUUUAUAUCAGCUUUUAAAUCAUGUAUGUUAAGGAAUCUGCAUUCCUUUUGUUCCUCUUUUUUUCAGAAAUACAACUGUCCGAUCACUAAUUGGUUUGAUUGCAUCUUUUUAUUAAUGCAACUCUAAAGACAUUUUAAUGUUUGCCAGGUAAAUAUUAGGAAAGGACAAGUGUUCAUUAUUUGUUCUUUAGCCCAGCCUUCUAAGUAGUGUAGCUGUGUAGUAACCGUGGAAAUCAUGUCGUGUAAGUUAGAUGCGUAAGAAAAGUAAGAGAUGAAGAGUCAAGUAACCUGAAGGUUCUGCAGAGAGCCGUGUUGGAUCCUUCUAACUGCAUAGGCAGUCCCGUGCACAAUCAGCAUUUUAGAUCACUGCUCGAGGCUUCCUUUCGUGCGGGGCAAAUGACCCGCACGGCCCUCUGCCGCCUCUUUGGUUCGCGUUGCUAACCCUGGCAACGAAACUCUCCUUCUUGCUCAUUCGAUAUUUUUUUAUGCAUCUGUCGCAUUGCUUACCCUCACCUAUGUUAUUCCUGAUCGAGAGUGCUGGCAGUUAGUCGGCUGCAACAUUUACAGGGAUGAAAGAA
Messenger RNA from Cloeon dipterum, 4515 nucleotides. RefSeq names its product protein argonaute-2 (gene AGO1). Gene Ontology annotation, biological process: regulatory ncRNA-mediated post-transcriptional gene silencing. NCBI's taxonomy places the organism in Eukaryota, Metazoa, Arthropoda, Insecta, Ephemeroptera, Baetidae. The coding region runs from base 386 to 3202 and encodes 938 amino acids. The record is from RefSeq and is a predicted model, not a curated record. The transcript is spliced from 10 exons. Gene Ontology annotation, molecular function: miRNA binding; single-stranded RNA binding; protein binding.